Messenger RNA from Coniosporium apollinis CBS 100218, 1149 nucleotides. RefSeq lists its product as uncharacterized. NCBI's taxonomy places the organism in Eukaryota, Fungi, Ascomycota, Dothideomycetes. The transcript has 6 exons. Gene Ontology annotation, biological process: proteolysis. The coding region runs from base 1 to 1149 and encodes 382 amino acids. The record is from RefSeq and is a predicted model, not a curated record. Gene Ontology annotation, molecular function: serine-type endopeptidase activity.
AUGGGCAAGCGGGCAGUCGAUGCUCCACGCCUACCGGAAGGCAUCGGAUCACGCGAACCUCAAGCCAACAGCCCAGGCCCCACAGCCGAUCACAUUACAUGGGAUCCCGCCGAAUGGGACUCUAUGAAGUACGUCUCGCAGCCAAAAAACGACGAGAACCCACUGGGCGUGCGUCUCGACAAGGUUCCUAGCUAUCGCUACCGCCAUGACUCCGAUGGGGAAGGUGUCGUGGUUUAUGUCAUUGAUAGUGGCGCAGACACUUCCACAGAGAGGAUAAAAUAUUUCGAGAACGAACUCUACGACGAGGCUAUGAAGGAGUCCUUUGAAAUAGUCAUUCAGGAGUUGCUUGAUUUGAAAAAUGUAGUUUUGGUCACGCCAGCUGGCAAUAAUGACGAGGGAGUCGAGAUUAAAACACCACCGGCGGUUCUUGGACCCAAGUUCGAGGAACUUAUAGUUGUCGUAGGCGUGAUCGGAGACGCAGGUGCGGAUAGAUAUAAGGGCAAAUUUCAGACCGCGGACUACAUAAAGAUAUCCGGAGUGGCUACAGAUAGUGUGUGUGCCAGCGAAAAGGGAAAAGGAGAUAAUGGAGGUGACUAUGAGAAAGGCGUAGCAGGAACUUCCUACGCUGCUGCAACGGUAUCUGGUCUAGCCGCCUAUUUUCUAGGCACGGGAGUGGAGGUGAAAGGGUUCCGCAAAACGCUGUACGACGCGGCUUAUCCAAGGAUAAGUGAGGGUAGGAAGGUGCUCUGGAACGGGGUGGACUACACCAAAGUCCCGGGCGCACCGGGUGGACCCCCAAAGGAACAGAACCAGAACCCAUCGCCCCGGCCGUGCGAAGACAAGAACGACCUGGAGAGCCUCGAGAAGUGCCAAUUUGAGUGCGACGGCACCGGCGGGACGUGCACGCUAUACUCUGUCCCUCUUGGUAGCCUCUGGGCCCCGCGAUUCAGGUGCGAGUGCCCUAAGCCGCCGUCUCCACCCGCCAGCCCGCCUCCACCCACUAACCCGCCCCCGCCGUGCAAACCACAGGGCUUCAUCAGCCAGGAGAAGUCCCACGCUGGGUGCGGCGGCGACGGUCGGUGCACGACGCAUAUCCCGUUCUCUCCGGGUGUAGGCCCGACACCAUGGUUCUGUGAAUGUUCCGAGUGA